CAACUCCACCCCCACGCCUGUCUUGCUUCUGCCGCGUUGACGCGCACAAAACUUAUCUCAAGACAUUGGGCAUUUCUUCCAACCAAAGUGAACCCAAAUCGUCGCGUCUGCGCACUUUCUUCAUCCCCAUUGCCGCCAUGACUGACUACCCUUCCACACCACCGCCCCCGUCGCCCUCCACGGCGACAAUCCCUCGCUCGUCAAGUGUGCCCCGUCUUACCAACUCGAAACUCUUCUCUCCCCAGAAUGAGGCUUCUGCCAUUACUACGCGCGGUCACCACCUGCCCUCGCUACUGCACAGCACGCGCCGACCGUCAACCAUACGCAGCAGCGAGCGUCGCGGUAGCGACACAGAGGACGAGGAUAUGGAAGCAUACAGACACGGACUUAUGAUGGCUUAUGACCGUGAUUCGGACCGGAGGAGUAGCAUUGGUGCACACAUUCUCAACACACCCCAGAUGCGAAGUCAACGGCUGAUCGGAAACUCCAAUCCCCGGUACAAGUGGGAAAAAUACUACAAACAUGAAGAAGACCUCAAGGGUAUGAAGAAACCGAUCCGCGAAUACUACGAGCGCAACAACCAGCUUAUCCAGAACUACAUGUACAUUGAUCGUCUUCUCGACUCUUCGCUACCGCACAACCUCAUUCAGGAGUACACAAACCUGGAAUCGGGCGCGGUCAAGAUCCCCACUACAAUCACAGAGGAAUCCUCGUCUAUAGGAACACCAGCCCCCGACGGCCGCAACUCCGGUACAACCACUCCUGGGCUCUCUAGUGAGGGUAGAACUGGUUCGUCGGGGAGUCUCAAUGGCAAUGGUAACGGCGCGCUGAAGCCCAUGGUCAAGCGCACACCAAAGAAUCUCUACAAAGUCCCCGAGAUUGACGAGAACACGCCGCUACUGGCAAAUGAAAAUGCUAUUCACGACGAGGACGACCUUGAAGCAGCCAAGUCAAAGCUCAUGGACUGGGUACCAGAAGAAGACGAAGAUACCGAAAGUCCCAUUGUCAAAUUGGCCCUCUACGUCAAUCUCAGCGCAAACACUGCUUUGCUGAUCUUGAAGAUUAUCGUCACAAUCAUGACAUCCUCGCUUUCCGUCGUCGCCAGUUUAGUCGAUGCCGCGCUCGACUUUCUCUCUACCGCCAUCGUGUGGUUCACUUCCUGGAUGAUUGCACGUCAAGAUCGCUACGCAUAUCCCGUUGGCCGCAGGCGACUCGAGCCUAUCGGUGUUUUGAUCUUCUCCGUCAUCAUGAUGACCUCCUUCUUCCAGGUCGGUAUCGAGGGUAUCUCGCGGCUUACCGGCAAAGACCACACGAUCGUCGAACUGGGUAUUCCCGCCGUUGCUAUCAUGGCCUCCACCGUCAUAAUCAAGGGUAUGUGCUGGCUCUGGUGCCGCCUGAUCCGCAACUCCAGUGUACAAGCCUUGGCCCAAGACGCAAUGACCGAUGUCGUCUUCAACACUUUUUCUAUCUUCUUCCCGCUUGUCGGCUACUUUGCCAAGGUCUGGUGGCUCGAUUCUCUCGGCGGUAUCUUGCUCUCUGCCUACGUCAUUAUCAACUGGGGCGCCACGUCCGCAGAGCACGUUCGUAACUUGACUGGUGCGAGUGCGACUGCCGACGAGAGGAACAUUCUGCUCUACAUGACUAUGCGUUUCGCUAAGAGUAUUAAGCGAAUCCAGGGUCUCCAGGCAUACCAUGCCGGUGACAAGCUGAAUGUCGAGGUCGACAUCGUCGUUGAUGAACAUCUUAGUCUGAGGGAUAGCCACGAUCUGGGCGAGAGUCUGCAGUAUGUUCUUGAAAGCGUGCCCUACGUCGACCGUGCAUUCGUCCAUAUCGACUACACAGACUACAACUUCCCAACACACAUGUCGCAGCAGGAGUGAAGAACCCACGAAAAACCCCACAAAUAACCAAAUCUGGUCAUCCAUUUCCACAGUUUCCACCCAACUGCAAGACCAUCUCCCGCCGUCUCCCUCACAUCCUUUCAUAAGAACGAUGUCGGCUCCAUAAACAUGGCAUUUAGAAAAGGAAAAAAACAGAGCGUUGCAACUUUUCACCACAUCACCUUGUAUCAAAACCUCUAGGUUGUUUUUCAUCGCGAAGAUUUUUCUUUCUUCGCUUGUAUUAUUAGGACACAGACAGAAGUGCUGUUGUAAGACAGAUAAAAGUAGACAAUGGCCGUAUACACUACGAAAAUGUUGGCUAUAGAGAAAGAAGAGAGGAUAAAACACAAUUAAAGAGAUUUUCAAUGUGAG
Bipolaris sorokiniana ND90Pr is the source of this 2252-nucleotide messenger RNA. RefSeq lists its product as uncharacterized. Gene Ontology annotation, molecular function: monoatomic cation transmembrane transporter activity. Lineage: Eukaryota; Fungi; Ascomycota; Dothideomycetes; Pleosporales; Pleosporaceae. Gene Ontology annotation, biological process: transmembrane transport; monoatomic cation transport. Bases 138 to 1880 code for a protein of 580 amino acids. The record is from RefSeq and is a predicted model, not a curated record. Gene Ontology annotation, cellular component: membrane. The transcript has 2 exons.